AUGCCUUGCGCUUCUUUUCAUGUUUCUUUCCAGGCGCCAGGCUUUCAUGAUCCAGCCCUAGCUCCACAUGUCUCCGCUGCAACGAUAGGCCAUACCGCGAAACCUGGCCAGACAUACUCACAUUUUGCAAAAGUUUUUCCCGCGCUUUCUGCUCCGUCCUUUCCGGUCACUUAUGCUGGUAAAGCUAUACCUCCUCAGCCGCCUAUCUCGAGUUCGCCCGAGUAUUAUGCAGCCCCACUGUAUGGGACAGUCAGGCAGCAUCACUCGCAUCCCGCGGUGCCCUCCGGCUUGCUGGAUCCCGGUGGCUAUGGUCAUCACUUUGGUGCGACAGCCGCAGUCGACUGCAUGCCAGUUGCUGCUCGAGGGCGGGCACUGGUGCUCAAGCCUGCACCGGAAUUGGCAUCUGCAACUGAAUUCAGGCAUCCCCGGCAGAUGGCUCUCAUCGCGGCGGGUCCAAUGAGGCCCCAGCCUCCUCCUCGGGGAAGUUGGGUCAAGGAGCUGGCCAAUUGCGCCAACUCGAUGCCCAAGCUGGGCUUUGCCUUUCUCGAGAGGUGCCAGCAACGCAGCACUGGCGCCAACGGGGCAGAUGUGCCGAGGCAGCAGUCUAUGGUACAGGACAUUACACGGCAGCGGGAAGACGGGGUGUAUAUGGAAGACGUGAUCGCCAACAGGUAUCUGCUUGCCUGCAUUCCUGUUGUAGAUUGUUAA
This is a messenger RNA of Protopolystoma xenopodis, 708 nucleotides long. The record is from the annotation of a GenBank genome assembly. NCBI's taxonomy places the organism in Eukaryota, Metazoa, Platyhelminthes, Monogenea, Polystomatidea, Polystomatidae.